Molecule: messenger RNA, 711 nt
Organism: Linnemannia hyalina
Lineage: Eukaryota; Fungi; Mortierellomycota; Mortierellomycetes; Mortierellales; Mortierellaceae
Source: the annotation of a GenBank genome assembly
AUGGCAGACAUUGACAUUGAUCGGUUCUUGGAGGUGGAGGCGUCGGCCAUUCAGAAGGAUGCCGAGGUCGAGCGUAUCAUAGCCUGCUUCAAGUUGGAUCCAUAUGAUAUUUUGGAGCUGGAUGUUGGCUGCGUAGAAAAGGACAUCAAGAUGGCAUACCGCAAGAAGUCGCUGAUGAUUCACCCGGACAAGGUCAAGCACCCCAAGGCACGAGAUGCGUUCGACAUACUCAAGAAGGCAGAGACGGACCUCAUGGAUUUGGGCAAACGGACGUUCCUCAACAGUAUCAUUGAAGAAGCAAAGUUCGAGGUCAAGAAGGCCCAGCCGUUGCAGAUGGCACCCACAGAUCCCUUUUUCAGUUCGCCCGUGUACAACGGGCUGGUCAAGCAAAAGACCAAGGAUUUGUUGAUCGAGGUCGAGCUCAGGAAGCGCAAGCUGAUGAAGAAGGAGAUGGAGGCUGAGGGCGAGGUGGCGAGGAAAGCAGACGAGGUGAUCACUGAGCGGAAACGGAAACAGGAGGCCCAAAAGGUGUGGGAGGACCAGAGGGACGACCGUGUGCAGGGGUGGAGGAAUUUCCAGGCGGGCAAGACUUCUGGCGGCAAGAUGAAGAGGAAGAAACCAUCGACUUUCCGUCCUCCCAAGGCCGUUGCUGAGGACUCGCUGCCCUACAGCAAGCGCCCCACCACCUCUUCUGCCUCUGAAGGCUUUUAA